UUUACGAACAAGACUAAUUCAUUUUGAUCAUCAGCAAGCGACAAUGGCCACAGAGUUUCCAGAUGUUAUUGAGCUAAACGUUGGUGGUAAGCUGUAUACGACAAUGUUAUCAACGCUUUGCAAAUAUGAAGACAGCAUGUUGGCCGCCAUGUUUAGCGGACGUCACGUGAUUCACCGAGAUAAAGAUUGUCGCUACAUGAUCGACUGCGACGGAAGUUCAUUUGGUCAUAUACUGGAGUUCCUGCGCUUCGGAACGCUGCCACCUAGCGACGUCUCUGAAGCAGUGCACAGAUAUGCGGAAUACUUUGGACUAAAAGAGUUGUCGUCUAAACUGCUCGACUAUAAACAAGUGAGGAUUGCUUUUGAAGUAAAUGCCAUUAAUGUUCGCAAUCCGUUAUUUUUGACUGUUAUCAACAAGGUUAUUGACUUGCUCAAGCCUGUAAAGUAUGGGCAUAUCGCGAAUACAAUAAUUGUGAUUGUACACGUCUCUGAAAGGCAUACAACCAUAAGUCGGACAACCUAAGCUGGUAUACGUCAAAACGGUUUUCGUUACGAGGUGUUGGUUGACAAGGAAGACCAGACACAAUGUCUUCGAUUAAAUUUGUUUACAGAUGAAUUCAAUUUCGGUACUACUGACAUUGCUGAACUAUUGUUUGUAGUGACCCACUAUCUACAGGAACAUGGAUACGGAAAACGUAUUGGAUAUAGCUGCCUCCCACUUUGGUCCUUACCUUUUCAAUCCUUCAACAUUUCUUCAGAUAUUGGAUACAUACAAAUAUACAAAGACUAUGUUGAUUCUAAAAUAGAUUUGAAUCUUGUGGAAAAUACACAAAAUAGUUGUUGGCAAAUGCAUUUUAACUAAUGCGAUCUUAUCAGAAACGGUUGAAAAAACUUUUGCAAAGUGCCUAAAACAUUGUGAUAAGUAAUGGAUACGUCCGUACUUAAAAUAAUUCGACAGUUAGCGUUGGGAUUAUAAAAGGUUAUUUUAUUUUUUAGGCUUACAGCCGACCUACACGGUCUGAAGUGUU
Messenger RNA from Dreissena polymorpha, 1028 nucleotides. Its product is annotated as BTB/POZ domain-containing protein KCTD7-like. The coding region runs from base 44 to 523 and encodes 159 amino acids. The record is from RefSeq and is a predicted model, not a curated record. NCBI's taxonomy places the organism in Eukaryota, Metazoa, Mollusca, Bivalvia, Myida, Dreissenidae. Gene Ontology annotation, biological process: protein homooligomerization. The transcript is spliced from 2 exons.